AUGCCGUCGCGCCGCCGGGGAGCUUCGGGCUACCGCGCGCGUCCGUCCGGCACCUUCUCCGUUGAGAUUCGGUCCGGCGACGUGCGCCUCGACCUCGGCACCUUCGAGAACGCCCACGAGGCCGCCCGCACGUACGACGCGGCGGCGUGGCGCCUCUCGCGGUCUCGCCGGGAUAUGAACUCCCCGGAGGUGUCGACGCGGGAGAUGGACGUCAUCAACGAGCAGCAGUUCUUCGCGGAAAAGAGGGCAGAGAGGGAGGAGAGGAGGGCGGAGCGAGCCGCCUAUCGCGAGGACCGGCGUACGCGGAAGGCGGCCGCUCAGUUCAACAUCGAGCUAGGAGCAGCGUCGUCCUGGGACUCCGAGGAUGAUCGGUUCCUUGACGCCUUCAUUAUGACGUCGGAGGACGACAUCACCGAGGUGGAGUCCGAGUCGGAGGAGGACGACGAGUAG
Molecule: messenger RNA, 450 nt
Organism: Aegilops tauschii subsp. strangulata
Lineage: Eukaryota; Viridiplantae; Streptophyta; Magnoliopsida; Poales; Poaceae
Biological process (GO): regulation of DNA-templated transcription
Molecular function (GO): DNA binding; DNA-binding transcription factor activity
Source: RefSeq, a predicted model, not a curated record